This is a messenger RNA of Achroia grisella, 1829 nucleotides long. RefSeq names its product dynein axonemal intermediate chain 2-like. Lineage: Eukaryota; Metazoa; Arthropoda; Insecta; Lepidoptera; Pyralidae. Gene Ontology annotation, cellular component: outer dynein arm. The record is from RefSeq and is a predicted model, not a curated record. Gene Ontology annotation, molecular function: dynein light chain binding; dynein heavy chain binding. The coding region runs from base 27 to 1769 and encodes 580 amino acids. The transcript has a single exon. Gene Ontology annotation, biological process: outer dynein arm assembly; cilium movement.
UUUAUAUGUUCAUAAAAUAAAAAAAUAUGGAUAAUAUUUCAUACACAUAUUUCAAGAUACGUAAAAAUUUUGGUAGGCAGCCAAUGUUUUCUGAAGUUGCUACUCAUUUGGUAGAUUCCAUCAAUCCAAAUGUAAUAGAACAAAAGCAGUAUUGCUUACGAAAUCCGAUUAAUGAAGAAACUCAGGCUUCGUUAUCUAUUUCUGAGCAUUGUAUUAAUACGAAAAGUGUUACUCUCCACAACGAAGGUGUCAACCACGCUGAAGGCGGUUGGCCUAAAGAUGUUAAUUUUACAGAUGAAGAAUUUACUUUUCGUUAUCGUCGACGUAUUGAACGUGAUGACGCUUAUGUAGAUGCUAUUAUGAAUUUGUAUCCUAAAUUUGAGCAUUAUAUACAUCAAAAUAAUGCUAUAGAAAUGUAUGAUGUCUUUUUUAAAGGAAUGACAUCAGAAGAACCGGUUGAAAAAUCCAAUAUUUGUACUAAUAAUGUAUAUAAAGACCCUUAUAAUCGUCAAGUAGGUUCUAUAAGUUGGACUUACGAAGAAGAUUCAAAACUAGUAAUAGCUUACUGUAACAAAAAAUAUCCUCUGGUGAAGCCUAUGAAUAAGACACUGGAAUGUUACGUAUGGAAUAUAGAAAAUCCUGUUAAACCGAUGUCAAAAUUUGUUCCUCCGGUUCCAUGUUGGCAAGCUAUAUGCUCUCCCAUUCAUCCGUCUAUCAUAGUUGGAGGUUUAGAAGACGGUACAGUUUGUAUUUUUGAUAUUCGUGCAAAGUCUACACCAAUUAAUUUAAGCCCAUUACAUUUAGCGCAUCGAGAUCCUGUAUCUGCAAUAUUGUAUGUUCAGUCUCGUCUUAAUACAGAAUUUUUCAGUGGUUCAACUGAUGGUAAAUGCAUGUGGUGGGAUAUAAGAAAUUUAUCAACACCAUUAGAUUCAUUAAUAAUGUCUAUUAGAAUUCCUCUAGACCAACAAAUGAGCUUGGCGAAUGCUGAAGGUGUAAACUGUCUACAAUUUGAUAAGAGUUUCCCAACAAAAUUUCUAUGUGGAACUGAUACUGGAAUGGUCAUUAACGUCAACCGUAGAGGAAAAACGCAUCAAGAAAUAAUGAGCUCUACAUUUUAUGCACAUAAUGGGCCUGUAAAAGCCCUACAUCGUAGUCUUUGUAGUUCCAAAAUAUUUAUAACCUGUGGAGAUUGGACUGUCCAUAUUUGGAGUGAGGAUAUUCAUAUUUCUCCUAUAAUAGCUGGAACGGGACAUCGCUAUCAAAUAUUGGACGUAGUGUGGGCUCCCCAAAGAGUUUCAAGUUAUAUGUCUGUAAGUGCAGAUGGAAAAUUUCGUUACUGGGAUCUCUUACGUAAACAACGCGAUCCUAUUAUUGUAUUACCGUUGUCAAAAUAUCAAUUACUUAAAAUAAAACCUCAUGAUGAAGGACGAUUAGUUGCAAUAGGAGAUUCGAUGGGAUCAACAUAUCUAUUAUCUUUUUCUGAUAAUUUAGUGUUGUCUGGUGAGAGAGAUAAGCAGUUAAUGUUACAGAUAUUUGAUAGAGAAACUCGACGUGAACAUAUUUUGGAAACAAGAUUGAAAGAAAUCCGCUUGAAAUUGAAAACGGAAAAUGAUUGUGCAGGUUUUGUACCUUUGGACGUUCUUAAUGAGGAAUCAUCCAUCAAGACUGUUGAAGACGAAUAUAGAAGAAUGGUACAUGAAGAAAUACGACGAACGGGUAUUACAUCAUUAAACAUUGGCACUAAAGAUGAGAAAAUGAGAAAACGUUAGAUGUUUCGUUAUUUAUUUACUUUUCGCAUAGGAAUAAAUAAUUAUUUUAUGACUAUCACU